This is a messenger RNA of Dermacentor silvarum, 998 nucleotides long. RefSeq lists its product as uncharacterized. Gene Ontology annotation, molecular function: monocarboxylic acid transmembrane transporter activity. Lineage: Eukaryota; Metazoa; Arthropoda; Arachnida; Ixodida; Ixodidae. The record is from RefSeq and is a predicted model, not a curated record. The coding region runs from base 3 to 998 and encodes 331 amino acids. Gene Ontology annotation, biological process: transmembrane transport. The transcript is spliced from 4 exons.
UCAUGGAAGAAUUUGGGGUGUGUCGUUCCGCGGCGUCCUGGCCAGACACACUCAUCGAUGCAACCAGCGAAAUGGCCGGUAUUGGCAUUGGGCUGGUAUUCAGCUCGCUGCAGGUGUUCCUUAGCCAGAACUUCAGCAAGUACCGUGGCACAGCUCAUGGCAUCAUGUACGCUGGUGCAGCAGCCUCGGCCAUGGUGUUCCCCUACAUGCUCGAGUACACUACGCACAUAUUCGGAUUACGCCUGUGCCUCGUCAUCUUUGGUCUCAUCCUGGUCAACCUGACUGUCAUCACCCUGCUUCUCGACAGAAACUUCUGGGUGGGCAACGAUGCCUCAAGGCGAGGACUUCGGGGAAGCCUUUACAAUUCGACCAUUGCCGGAAGGGUAACAUCUUCUCCAAGCGUUGUCAACCUAGAGAGCGGGUUGCCGGUGUCAGGGUCGCCUUCACACACAAACAUUAUUCUCCAUGAAGGAAGGGUGUUCAGUUGCCCGAUGUACUUCGUUAUAUUAGGCACAUGGAUCCUCUACUACUACUGCUUCGACAUGUUCAUCAGCACUAUCGACGAUUACGCCACCGACAAGCAGAUGGGCUUCCUGAGAACGAUAUCUAUCCUGCCCAUACUCUCCACAACGGACAUCUUUGGCGGCGUCUGUCUUCCUGUCCUCGUCGACAAGGGACUACUAAGCCGGAGCGCUCUGCUCAGCACCACUUACCUAGGCCUCGGGGCCACCACAGCGCUUCUCCCUGUGAUGACAGCCGUCCUACCGUUCGUGGGCGUUUGCCUUGUGUUUGCCAUGUUUAUGGGCUCUGGCAACGCCAUGUACGGUGUUCUGCAGGCCGACUACAUCCGUCAGGAUCAACUACCAGUUUCGUACGGAACAGCAGACUUUUUCGCAGGCGUCCUGCUCAUAGCCAAGCCCUUUGUCAUAGGUGCCUUUGCCAAACUGCAGAACGAGAGUCAGUUUGCUGAAAGUAGAAACUGUGACGGCGUCGGAUGA